This is a messenger RNA of Candidula unifasciata, 1125 nucleotides long. Lineage: Eukaryota; Metazoa; Mollusca; Gastropoda; Stylommatophora; Geomitridae. The record is from the annotation of a GenBank genome assembly.
CGCCAAACCACAGACAAAGUCAGAAUGUCUCACAGAAACAAGAGGACAGGUUCAACUCAUGUAGGCCCAAGUACACCCAGGGAAAGCAAUGCAAAGUAUUCCAGACCAUCUGAUCAGCAUCCAUCAGUGGUACCAUCAAGAUCUGCUGUCAGACAUCCUAGAGUUUCUACUUCAUCAAAACUUGUUGGCAGAAAUAACUGCUUGUCCUCCCAGUCUGAGGACUCUGUUACAGCCAUCAUUUCAGAAACUGAAGACUUACUGCCAGAUGAGAAAUGGGAUGAUUCCCUUUCCAAACCUCAUUUAGUUGCUAAAACAUCAAGCACUACUGCUAAAGUUGCAAUAACAGGAACAAGAAUGGGGAAUAAAAAACGAAAUAGUCAAAAUAUUAACAAGGGAAUUCAUGUCAAAUCUGGCAAAAUUGUAAAAGCCAGAAAUCGUUACAGUUUAACUGGCAGCUUAUUGAGUAAUGGCAGUUUGGAUAUACCUUCUACAGAAGAAGGUAUAACUGAUGGAAAAGAUAACUCAUUAUUACCAGAUAUGAAUAAGCCUUUGAAUAAAAGGAACAAAAGAGAUUGUACUUUAUCUUACACAGGUCUAGUCCCAUCGAAAGCAGAGGAUAUUCAUAGAGAAGUGGCAGGAUCUAAAUUAAAAUCAUGUGCAAUGGGUAAUCAUACAAAAUCAAAGCAAGAAAUACUUUCAGGGGCAAAUAAUAUUGCACAUAUUAUGGAUGAUGUCUUCUCAAGUUUGGAAAGUCAUACAGAGAAACAGAGCUCUCCCACAGAGAGUUCAAAUGUUAUGUUAUUAAACGGCGAACAUUCAGUUGCACCUACUUGCAGUGGUAGAUUAACUAGUGAUAGUUUGUUCUCAGAGGAAGGCUCCAUAUUUGAUUAUCUUCUGAAGUCAGGCACUCUUAAAGAUGAGAAUGUUGGUCUUUUAAACAGGGUGGGGAGAAAACAAAACCAUCAGGAUAAGAACAGAAAACAAAGUCUAGAAAAUAAAGAUGGAGGAGUUGUAACUGAAGAAAGUAAAUUAGAAAGAGACAUUGAUGAUCUGAGCUGGUGUAAAUUUGAUACACACAUAAGCUCUUCUGAGUCUGAAGAUAGAUCAGAGAGUUUGUUUUCAUAA